GCAAAGUCUCAUGGAAAUCGUAAGCUGAAAGAAAUACCGCAACCAAAAGUGCUCAAGAAAGAUCCUGGAGUCUUUAAAUUUCCCCUUGCUCAUCAAAACACUCCCAAAAACUUCGAUGUUACACCCACGGAUUUCGACGAUUCCUCCAACAGCACGGUGAACGAGGGUGAUGGCCUUGCUCAUCCCAUCGAUGCUUCCCUCGGCCGAGUCGAUAAUUCACUCAAAGCAUACAUGCGCGAAUUCAGAAAAGUUCUGGAGUUAUCAGAUGUUAUAAUUCAAGUUCUUGAUGCGCGAGACCCUUUGGGUUCAAGGAGCAAAGUGGUGGAGACGGCAGUUCGCAUGAAGGCCGGUGAGGGUAAAAGACUGAUUUUGGUUAUAAACAAGAUCGAUCUCGUGCCUCGCGAAAAUGUGGAGGCUUGGCUGAAAUACCUGCGACACGACUUCCCUACAGUUGCAUUCAAGUGUUCCACGCAAGAACAACGAGCCAACCUUGCGCAAAGAGGAGGCGGAGUGAACUCGAUCCAACAUUCUUCAUCAGAGUGUCUCGGUGCUGAAUCGCUGAUCCAAUUGCUCAAGAACUAUUCCCGCUCUUCCAACUUGAAAACCUCUGUCACAGUUGGCAUAGUUGGCUUUCCCAACGUCGGAAAGUCAUCUGUCAUCAACUCUCUGAAACGCUCUCGUGUUUGUGGGGUCGCUGCAACUCCUGGUCAUACUAAGGUUGCGCAGGAGGUUGUAUUGGACAAGAAUGUCAAACUACUUGACUGCCCAGGGAUAGUUUUUGCCACGGGUAUUGACUUGCGCGAUGGAGAGUCGAAGGAGGCUAACGUCAGAAAUGAGGCGGAGAUCCUGCUAAGGAACGUUGUAAAGGUGGAGCUGGUGGAAGAUCCUAUCACCCCAGUGGGUGUCAUUGUCUCUCGCUGUAAACACGACUAUCUUCGAGAACUCUAUCAAAUCCCUGCCUAUAAGGACUCCAAUGAGUUCUUGCUCAUGUUGGCAUUAACCAGAGGCCGUUUAGGAAAGGCAUGCUUUUCUUUUGGCGGGAGACCAGAUGUGAAGUCCGCUGCACGUAUCGUCCUUCGAGAUUGGAAUACAGGCAAGAUCCUAUAUCAUACAGAGCCACCGAAAGUACAUCCGUCCUCCAAACCUUCAGACGCACCUGUGCAAGCACAUCGAGGUACAACUGUAUCAACUGAUGUCGGUCAAGCAUCUAUCGUGAAGGAGUGGAGCGCUCCCUUCGAUCUUGCCGGGCUAUUCAAUGACGCGGACAAGGAGGUGUUCGGAAAUCAAACUCAGUGGCCAGAGUAUGGGUUUAUGACGAAAGAGAAAACAUCUGUUUCCUUGGAAGAGAAGCCGCAGCCCGGAAUAUUAUGUCCUUCAGAACGAAAACGUGCACGUUCAGCAUCUAUUUCUUCUGAAGAGGAUGUGGAUGUUCGACUACAAAGUAAAUCCAUGCUGCUCAUCCAGCCCGCAAUGAAGCGCCUGAAGCUUGGGGAAGAACGGAAAUUCCGCAUCGACGCGCACGAGAUCUCCACUCUGGGGUCAUCGAAUCCGUUAAACCGAGCCAGGCUACGCAAAGCUCUAAAGCAGGCGAAGAAAAAUGAAGCAACAAGCCGAUUUGGUAAAUUUGCGCUUGCAGAUAAGUUGAGUGGCCUCGAGAUGGCUCAGUAGCAUAUCCCCAGGAAAGCUCCACAGGUUAAUCUCCGAUGUCAGAUGGAUGUUGCAUCAUUUACAGACUCCUUGGUGCUGGAUCAUGUAACAGAGUUAUAAGGAUGACCGCGGCAAUUAUUCCCUACGACAGAGACCAUUACAUCGGCCUCCGUGUGCGACAGUCAAGAUGUCGGGUUUCGCUUUUCUCGCCCGGCAUCAGGAUCAACGCGUUUGAAGGAUGAUGCCUUCGCCAUGGGAUCCAUACCGGCGGUGAAGGCUCGUUGUGUUGCGUCAAUAUAGUCCUCAUGAUUAUAAUGUUUGUUGGUUUUGAUUUGAACACCGCUGUCGGAAAUGUGUACUCCUCGGCUGCGAAGAUCGUUCCGCGUUUUCUCGAUGGUGACCGAGAUAGUGCGGAAGAUGUAGAUAGCCCCGACAACCACGCCUACUACUAGAGAAGUCAUCACCAGAGAGCCAAUGAACUCAAUCCAAGAGGAUUCCAUUGCCCUAAAGUCCAGGUGCUAUGCGUGGAAAUUGGGUGGUCAGCGAGAAGU
Dacryopinax primogenitus is the source of this 2198-nucleotide messenger RNA. Its product is annotated as P-loop containing nucleoside triphosphate hydrolase protein. The transcript has 10 exons. Gene Ontology annotation, molecular function: GTP binding. Lineage: Eukaryota; Fungi; Basidiomycota; Dacrymycetes; Dacrymycetales; Dacrymycetaceae. Gene Ontology annotation, cellular component: nucleolus. The coding region runs from base 232 to 1668 and encodes 478 amino acids. The record is from RefSeq and is a predicted model, not a curated record.